This is a messenger RNA of Rubroshorea leprosula, 2052 nucleotides long. Lineage: Eukaryota; Viridiplantae; Streptophyta; Magnoliopsida; Malvales; Dipterocarpaceae. The record is from the annotation of a GenBank genome assembly.
AAUCCAAGUACAUUGUAUUUUGUAAAACAAAUAAACUAUAUUUUUUUAUUGACAAUCAGGGUGUUUCCAGUCCGGCACUAAUGGUGUCUCCCUCCUUUUGGAAUAGUUUCCCUCUUAACUUUCCACAAACCUUAGAAGCACUAAAGUAUAAUCACUGCUUGCCCAUGUUACUCUGUCAGCCGACUCAGCCGUACCUUCUCCUCUCUCAAGUAGAAGUCUCUGCAACUUUUUCAAAUGUUUGUUGGAGAAGGUAUUUCCGCCACUCUAACGAACUCUAGAGCUCUAAAGCAACAACUUUUUUCUCUCCUGCAAAACUGUAACACCCUUAGAACGCUCACCCAAAUUCACACCCAGGUUCUUGUUAAUGGUUUUUCACAGAAGAAUUUCAUCCUUGUAAAGAUCAUAUCUUUCUACAUAGCAUUUGGUAAUGUCUUACAUGCACAAAGAGCUUUUGAGAAAAUCCAAUGCCCAACUACAACCAUCUGGAACCAGAUGUUACAAGGCCAUGCUAGGAGUGGAAACCCGCGAAAAUCAGUUGAAUUGUAUGCUCGCAUGGUUGCAGCAGGAGCUGUGCCUGAUGGGUUUACGUAUUCGUUUCUCUUGAGUGCAUGUGCUAGGUCCGGAUUGGUGAGAGAGGGUGAACAACUUCAUGGAAGAAUUCUGGUACAUGGGUUUUGCUCUAAUGAAUUUGUGAAGACGAAUUUGAUUAACUUGUAUGGGAUCUCUGGCUAUGAUGGUAUUGGGUAUGCACGCCGAUUGUUUGAUGAAAUGAGUGAGAGAAAUGUUGUGAGUUGGAAUUCGUUGCUUGCAGGGUAUAUUAGGUGUGGGGAUGUUGAUGGUGCAAGGAAGCUUUUCGACGAGAUGCCAGAGAGGAAUGUUGUUUCGUGGACAACAAUGAUUGCAGGAUGUGCACAGAAUGGAAAGUGUAAGCAAGCUUUGUCUUUGUUUAGUGAGAUGCGGAGAGCACGUGUAGAACUGGAUCAGGUGGCAUUGCUAGCUGCUUUAUCAGCUUGUGCUGAAUUAGGUGACUUGAAGUUGGGAGAGUGGAUUCACUCAUACAUCGAAGAGAAGUUUAAUUUGCAAAGGCAGCCAUUAUUGGUGUCCUUGAACAACGCACUUGUACACAUGUAUGCCAGCUGUGGUGAGAUUGAGAAAGCUUAUGAAGUGUUUAGGAAAAUGCAGAAAAGAAAUACUGUUUCUUGGACAAGCAUGAUAACAGGAUUUGCAAAACAGGGCUUUGCACAAGAAGCUCUUUCUAUUUUCGAAUGGAUGCUAAGCUUAGGAGGGAAUGACAUCAGGCCUGAUGAAAUAACUUUCAUAGGAGUUCUCUGUGCAUGCAGCCAUGCUGGAUUUGUUGAUGAUGGACAAUAUUUUUUCACGCAAAUGAUUCAAAACUGGGGGAUUAAACCCAAGAUUGAGCACUAUGGCUGCUUGGUCGAUCUCUUGAGUCGUGCUGGUUUCUUGGAUGAAGCACUCAGUAUCAUUGAAACAAUGCCAGUAAAACCAAAUGAUGCUGUGUGGGGUGCACUACUUGGUGGUUGCAGAAUUCACAAGAAUGCCGAACUCGCCUCUCAAGUUGCUCAGGAACUGUCAUCUGAGCUUGACCCUGAACAUGCUGUGGGCUAUCUUGUUCUGUUGGCAAAUGUGUAUGCUACUGCUAAAAAGUGGCAAGAUGUUGCUAGUGUGAGACAGAAACUGAUUGAAAUGGGUGUGAGGAAGCCUCCUGGACGGAGCUGGGGGCUGGGUUCGAACCCCAACCCUGGGGAGGGGGAAUGCGAGGGGAAUGCACCAUGGGUGGCUAUUGCCACUUGGCCCGAAGGGUUCGGUGCGAAUUAUCUGCUUUCCUUUGUUGGGAGGACAAGAACAAAAUGGAGUGGGAUUGGGAGAUGGGACAAGGUUCAGAAAGCUCUCAUGGUUACUGUAGGUAUUGCUUGCAGUUGCGGUUCACUUCUUGAGGCUACUUUCUUUGGACAUGGAAGCAAAGAAUGAUUCCUAACGUACAUCAUGCAUUUAACUUCACGGUCAGGGCUUCAUUAAAUACUUUUUUUUAUU